This is a messenger RNA of Cimex lectularius (bed bug), 384 nucleotides long. RefSeq lists its product as uncharacterized. Lineage: Eukaryota; Metazoa; Arthropoda; Insecta; Hemiptera; Cimicidae. Bases 55 to 384 code for a protein of 109 amino acids. The transcript is spliced from 3 exons. The record is from RefSeq and is a predicted model, not a curated record.
GUAUCAACACAGGACGGCAGAAUAAAUUUAAUAUACAAUACAAUAAAGUUGAUAAUGAAAAUAAAAGGCUUAAGAGGAGAAAGUUAUAUUACCACCCGAUCGUGGGGCAAUGCCAUGGACCAGAAGAGCCCAGGAAAACUACACAGUUCAACUCCAAAACUUGGGUUUCAUAUUUAUAUUUUGGGCAGAAACGCGCCAAGGUGUUAUGUGAGCCUUGACAAUUCAUGCACACUGGAGACUGACAAGGAACAUAUUAUUAUUGUCACUCCCUUGAAACGUUGUUCAAACAGUUUCUCCAAAAUUAACAGGCAAGUUAAUAUCGAUGUUCAAACGACAAUAAUCGAUGUUUACAUUAUGUCGACAUUUCUAGAAAUAAAAUCGUAG